Molecule: messenger RNA, 2050 nt
Organism: Theobroma umbraticum
Lineage: Eukaryota; Viridiplantae; Streptophyta; Magnoliopsida; Malvales; Malvaceae
Product: alpha/beta-Hydrolases superfamily protein
Source: RefSeq, a predicted model, not a curated record
AUGGAGCAGCUUGUCAACUUUAUAAUACGGCCUCCCAGAGCUGAAUACAACCCAGAUAAUGAUCUAUUGGAUCAAGAAUUCAUGCUGAAAGGGAAAUGGUACCAAAGAAAGGAUAUAGAGGUUAAAAACAGCAGGGGAGAUGUUCUACGGUGUAGUCAUUACGUGCCCCUGGUUAGUCCUGAAGGAAAACCUCUGCCCUGUGUAAUAUACUGCCAUGGGAACAGUGGCUGCAGGGCUGACGCUAGUGAAGCUGCUAUAAUCUUGCUGCCUUCAAAUAUUACAGUUUUCAGUCUUGAUUUUUCAGGAUCUGGGUUAUCUGGAGGAGAGCAUGUCACCUUGGGUUGGAAUGAAAAGGAUGAUCUAAAAGCAGUGGUUGAUUAUUUGCGGGCAGAUGGAAAUGUCUCUUUGAUUGGCUUAUGGGGCCGCUCAAUGGGUGCUGUUACCAGCCUAAUGUAUGGAGCUGAGGAUCCUUCAAUUGCGGGAAUGGUUCUUGACAGUCCCUUUUCUGACUUGGUUGAUCUGAUGAUGGAACUAGUGGAUACAUAUAAAUUCCGUUUGCCCAAGUUCACAGUUAAGUUUGCAAUCCAAUACAUGCGAAAAGCUAUCCAGAAAAAGGCAAAGUUUGACAUAACGGACCUUAACACCAUCAAGGUGGCAAAAUCUUGCUUUGUCCCUGUGCUGUUUGGGCAUGCUGUCGAUGAUGAUUUUAUACGCCCUCAUCACUCAGAUCGAAUAUUUGAAGCUUAUGUGGGUGAUAAGAAUAUUAUCAAAUUUGAGGGAGAUCACAACUCUCCUCGCCCUCAAUUUUACUUUGAUUCCAUAAAUAUUUUUUUCCACAAUGUCCUGCAACCUCCUGAGGAUGAGGUGGGGGCAAAUCUUUAUGAUUCAAUACAUGAUUACUUUGGUAAGGGUAGUUGGGCUGUCCCUAAAGUAGGUUUUCUCCCAGAGUCUUCAGCUGCAUCUAAAGAGCCAGCAACUAGCAGCACAGCAGAUGCCAUUAAAGAAGUUCGUUCUAAAAGACCUAUGAGUCGAACGGAGGUUCCUUCUGAUAUCCCAUCUAAAGAAAAUCACACUGAAUGUCAGGAGAAAGACAACGUUGAUGAUAAUGGUUCGUCAUCAUCCAAUAUGAUAAGCUUUGAAUUAUCCAAUGGUAAUCCAUUUGGCCCACAUGUGCCAACAACAAUGGAUGAUGAUCAGUAUGUGGAAUAUCAACUGGAUGACUUGACAGGUUUUCCAUGUAAUGUGGAGGAGGAAGAAAGGAUGUUCAUGGAAGCCAUAAUUGAGUCCUUAAAGGACUUGGAGACACAGCGUCCUCAGAUAGAAGACCAACCCAAAGCUUGUGCUGAUUCUUCAGAGUCUUUACGGAAAGAUGAUAUAAAUAGCCGGGAUACUUCUUCCACCACAGAAAAGUGCAGUUCCUUGCCCCCACAGUCCACUUCCACUCCAGUGGAGCAUCAGGCACCCUUUGAGACAGAAUCCAAAUUAGUAAUCAAUGGCUCCAAUGUUGCCCAUGAGCACACAUCUCCCUCGACUUGUGUGUUAUCCGUGGGACCUGCAUUUGAUACUCCUCCAUCAACCAUUGAAUCAGGGAGCACAGUGACCUCUGCUCGAAGUGAUUCCUCGGGAAGCAUCCAAAGUUCAUCUGAUGCAGACAUGUCAGCUAGCACAAAAGCCACUGUAACAGUUGUACGAAACCCCUCUACUAACAUCAUGGAUGGCUUGAUGCGUCGCUGGGAUCUCAACUUCUUUCGAAACAGUCGAUGAAAGUUAAAUGACCAUAUUUGAACAGCCUGGUGAUGUAUUAUUUUGUAACUAAGAUAGGGUAGGAAUUUUAGCAUUGUAAAAUGUUCAACGGAAAGGAAAGGCAACAAAAAAAAAAGAGGAAAAAGGGGUAAAAAAGGGUUUGUCAUGUGUUACGAAAUAUGAUUAUAUUGGCAUUGGCUUUCAUUAUCUAUUGUUUUCUCUGGAAAAAGAUGUAAUGAUUUUUUGCACAAUUGGAUAACUUUCUGUUAAUACCAUUACCAAAACAUCUUUGCUUUGCUCGUUGGUA